Molecule: messenger RNA, 3357 nt
Organism: Balaenoptera ricei (Rice's whale)
Lineage: Eukaryota; Metazoa; Chordata; Mammalia; Artiodactyla; Balaenopteridae
Gene: THAP6
Product: THAP domain containing 6
Exons: 5
Coding region: 236-904 (222 amino acids)
Source: RefSeq, a predicted model, not a curated record
GGCGACAUCCUCUGUCAUAGUGCUCGCAGCCCCGCCGUCCUUGCGCUUGACCGCGGGCGCCGUCUUCCCGCGCCGAGGCCGCCAUCUCCUCCACCUGACCUCAAAUUCCACGGACCCUUCCACCAGGACGAAAGCUACGCCCUGAGAAGCAUCGCCGCUCUACCCGAGCCCCUCCCGCGUACAGCUUCCACCGGAGCCAAGAUGGCGGCUGGUUCUGGUAUGAGUUGCUAAAACCAUGGUGAAAUGUUGCUCGGCCGUUGGAUGUGCUUCUCGCUGUUUACCGAAUUCCAAGCUAAAAGGACUGACAUUUCACGUAUUCCCCACAGAUGAAAACGUCAAAAGAAAAUGGGUAUUAGCAAUGAAAAGACUUGAUGUGAAUGCUGUAGACACUUGGGAGCCUAAAAAAGGAGAUGUGUUGUGUUCAAGGCACUUUAAGAAGACAGAUUUUGACAGAAGUGCUCCAAAUAUUAAACUGAAACCUGGAGUCAUACCUUCUAUCUUUGAUUCCCCAUCUCACUCACAGGGGAAAAGACAAAAGCUUCAUUGUAGGAAAAACUUCACCCUCAAAGCCCUUCCAGUCACAAACCAUAAUCACCAGCUUGUUGGUGCUUCCUCGUGUAUCGAAGAAUUCCAGUCCCAGUUCAUUUUUGAACAUAGCUACAGUGUGAUGGACAGUCCAAAGAAACUUAAGCAUAAAUUAGAUCAAGUGAUCAGCGAGCUAGAGGAUACCAAGAAAAGUCUGCAGAAUGUUUUAGGCCGACAAAGACAUUUACAAAAAUCACUGAGGAAGACAAUCAGGGAAUUAAAGGAUGAAUGUCUUCUCAGCCAAGAAACAGCAAAUAGACUGGAAGCUUUCUGUUGGGAGUGGUGUCGGGAGAGCAUAGAACAAGACUAUAUUUCAUGAAAUAAUUUCAUGUUAUGUUCUACCUAAAAUUGUUAUUGGUACAGCUUUGCAGAAAAUGAUUACCAUCAUUAAAUAAUAUCCGUCAUUUAGAGUCCUUCUUUGGAUCCUCCGCAGCAUUACGCAUUAGUGUUAUUAUCCAAAGGCUUUUUUUUUUUAAAGAUGUGCAGAAAUUUGUGCUGGUUCUCAUGUUUUUGGGUGACUUGUGACAAUUAUGUUUUUAUAGACCUAAACUAGUGCCAGGUUACUAUUGUAAGAUGUUAAAAGAUCAAGAAGAUUCUGUAGGACUAAGGAAAUGAUUUCAAAUCAGCCACAUUAGGCUGUAAUAGUAGAAACUGGACACUUUAGCAGCAUCAGAUUUUUGGCUUCAAAGGAGUACCUUUGCUUAUGUAGGUUUUAUGGUAAGUAUGUUGAAUUGUACUUUAACUGUAUUUUACCACAAAGCAGAAUUCAUUUAUAACACAUGUCCAUCUUGGAUCCAAUCCAAGGUGCUUUUGUUAUCAGUAAUACCAAAAGAUCUUUUUACAGGGCAUCCCAUGGUACUGACCUUGAGAACAACAUAUGGUGCAGAUCUUUUGGCUUUUAAAGUUGUUCAGAGCCAAGUUAAGAAGACCCCUGAUGAGGUCUUGUUUUUUUGGUACAGUACAUCAUUUCUCCUCACUAGGAGUACUUUGAUGUAAACCAGCAUAGCUUUAACAAAUUUUUAAAGAGGGUCAUAAAUCUGAUUAUCAAAUGGUUACUCUGACAGUUCUGAACAGUUUGUUUCAUGACUGUUAUUUCAUCAUAAAGGUAUAUCUUCAAAAUCUGAAUGCCAGUAGUAACUGGAUACUUUCAAUGCUGUUUUGUAUUUUACAGAAAGUAGUGUUACUAACAUUUUUUAAAAUACGAAAUACAGAAGAAACCAUUAAAAAUAAUGAUGUGGCUUUUCUAGUUAAAAUAGGAAUUGGAGAGAGAGUUAUAAUAUUUUCCUGUAAUUAGGAGAGUAGAUUACUAUCCAAGAGUUUUAUUUAGAGAAAUAGAUAAGUAAACAGCAAUUUUAGAAUAGCUUCUUACUGAAUUUACAAAAGAAUAACUCUUAGUUAUUUUCUGAUUAAUCCAAGGGUCAGAAAUUUAGGUUUAUCUCCCAAUUUCUUAGUAAAAACAACUGAAAUGAAGAGUCAUAAACACUGUGGAUCAGAAUAAAAUUACUAGCCCAAAGCCAAAUUCUACUUUGAAGCAUGUGUACAUUCAUGAACUUCAUUCACACGUCCAUGCUAUAAUAGUUACAAUUUGAAUAUCAGUUAUUUCAAUGUGUUAACUAGAAAUGAGCUGCAUUUUUUGCCAAUGUUUAUUGUAAUUUUAUUUGUGUUAUAUUAAUAUCAGUAAGGAUAUGGUCACUUGAAUUUUUUUAUAUUUAAGAAUUUUCUGUUUUAAUGCACAUUACAUUUUUAUGUAGGAUUCCAAACCUUCCCUCUAAAUGGGAUUUUACCCACAUUUGAAAGAUUAGCAUUAUGCUAAGAAGAAAUCACGGAGGUCUUAUCUUUUUACUACCUUAAAAAAAACUCAUUACCUACCCAUUAUUUAUUUGAGUUAUUUAAUUUUGAAUUCAUAGUAGACACUCUAAUGGGAAGUUUGGGUAUGAUCUUAAGUUUUAUGGAGAUUCUGUGAUAGAGCUGGAGACUCUUUCCCUCAACCUGAUUUUGAGUAAAAAAAAAAUUAGUCAGUGGACAGUGGAGAAGACUAAGAGGAUAGAUCCAAGCACAGUAUGUCCAAAUCCUAGAUCUCUACUGGCUGCUUAGAAUAAAUCAAUCCGAGAAGACCUUUCCAAGAAUCCGUUCCCAGUUUCUGCCACUAUCGUCACAGUUGCCGCAGUCACUUCUACUACUAGUGUUCACAGUGAACUCAGUUUUUGUCUUCUGUUUUGUUGGUCUUAGUAUCAUCGAGAGAGAGAGAACUGUGGGCAAAGUAUUGGUAUCAUCAAGAACCCAGAGCUGCCCACUUGCCAUUUAUUUUUAUGGAGAAAUGAUGACCAAUAGAUAGAAAUCUGACAUAAGAGAUAGGGUCCUCCCCACCUGCCACCCAAACAAAUGCCUGAACAUGGUACAUCCCUCAGUCCACUGUUCCCAGAGGUUCCAGCUUAGCCUGAGAAGGAACUGUCCUGUGCAGAGCAGAGCCAGUCAUCCCCCAUCCAGAGGUUCCUUAAGCAGCCAAGGCCAACCUAAGGAUAUCACUUCGCUUUCAAGCUUGGAAUAGCCUCUGGAUCCUGGAACAAACCCAACCUCAACACCAAAUCAGGUACAACCUGAUUGUACCUGAUUGUACCUGUACCUCUGGAUCCUGGAACAAACCCAACCUCAGCACCAAAUCAGGUACAAAGGACGUGAUAUGGCAUUUUUCUCCAUAUCAAGUUUAAAUUUCUGGAAAUAGAUUUUGGUUGCUAAAGAUAAUCACAAUUAUACCAUAGUCAUUCAUUUGAG